This is a messenger RNA of Alnus glutinosa, 3472 nucleotides long. RefSeq names its product pre-mRNA-splicing factor ATP-dependent RNA helicase DEAH1-like. Gene Ontology annotation, molecular function: RNA binding; ATP binding. Gene Ontology annotation, cellular component: catalytic step 2 spliceosome; intracellular anatomical structure. The record is from RefSeq and is a predicted model, not a curated record. Lineage: Eukaryota; Viridiplantae; Streptophyta; Magnoliopsida; Fagales; Betulaceae. Bases 246 to 3137 code for a protein of 963 amino acids. The transcript has a single exon.
AGUCGGUUAGCAAGAAUCCGAAUCACACAAGGAUUCUUGCGUGAUUCACAAGAAUCCAAAUCCUACUGCACCUCUUAUUACUUAAGAGAGCACUACUACUAAGGCCUUCACGAAUCACGGCUGGCACAAAGAGCACAAGUACAACUGUCUUCUUCAUGACCGAUUGGCUACAGACGUGAACAGAUCACUACUUUCAACCCACUGCAAAUCCUCCGUAGAAAUCCUCCACCCUUCUCCAAGCUGCUAUGUUGGCCAGGAAGCAGAGGACUUGUGCAAUUUUGGAUGCUGGUGAUGAUGAUGGCAAUGGUGUUGGGGGAAACAUUGAUUGUAGCUCUUCCGUUGCAGAUGCUCCUGAAACCAGAAAAUCCCAUACCCAUAAAAAACGUUUCAGGAAGAAGAUUGAAAGUCAAGAAGAUGAAGAUUAUGCACGAGGGGCAGCAGCAGAUAGACAGGUUAAAAGACGAACUUCUGGUGACGAAGAUAAUGGUUCAGAGUCGGAAGAAGAAAGGUUGCGUGACCAAAGAGAGAGGGAGCAAUUGGAGCAAAAUUUAAGGGAACGGGGUCGUCGGGAUGCAGCAGGGACACGGAAGCUAACAGAACCAAAGUUAUCACGAAGGGAGAAAGAAGAGGCAAUGAGGAGAUCUGGCGUUGUGGAGCAAAAUGGCCUUGAAACCGUGAGAAAAGUUUCAAGACAAGAAUAUUUGAAGAAAAGAGAAAAGAAGAAACUGGAAGAAUUAAGAGAUGAUAUAGAAGAUGAGCAAUAUCUAUUUGAUGGCGUGAAGCUUAACGAAGCGGAAUAUCACGAGUUAAGGUACAAGAAGGAAAUAUACGAGCUUGUGAAGAAGCGGUCAGAGUAUGCUGGCGACAGUACAAGCGAGUACAGGAUGCCGGAAGCCUAUGAUCAGGAAGGCGGUGUUAAUCAGGAAAAGAGAUUUUCCGUGGUUUUGCAGCGUUACAGGCCGGAUCCAACUGCCGUGGAAAAAACGAAUCCUUUUGCAGAACAAGAGGCUUGGGAGGAGCUUCAAAUUGGGAAGGCCACGUCGUCGACAGUUGCUUCAAAGAAUAAAAAGCAAAUAUCUGAUCAUGACUAUCUGUUUGUGUUUGAGGAUCAGAUUGAUUUUAUCAAAGCAUCAGUUAUGGAUGGAGACAAUACGGAUCAGUCCACUGAGUUGCUUGACAAGUCUUGGGCAAAAUCAGCUUUGGAGGAGGAGGAGAGAAAAGCAUUACCUAUAUAUCCAUAUCGGGAUGAAUUGCUCAAAGCUGUUCAUGAUCAUCAGGUUCUUGUCAUCGUUGGUGAAACUGGUUCCGGGAAGACUACACAGAUACCCCAGUAUCUUCAUGAAGCUGGAUAUACAAAGCGCGGAAAGGUUGGAUGUACACAGCCACGAAGGGUCGCUGCUAUGAGUGUGGCUGCCCGAGUUUCUCAAGAAAUGGGUGUCAAACUUGGCCAUGAGGUUGGUUAUUCCAUCCGAUUUGAGGAUUGCACUUCAGAAAAGACUGUCAUUAAAUAUAUGACAGAUGGGAUGCUGCUGAGAGAAUUCCUCGGUGAGCCAGAUCUGGGAAGCUACAGCGUGGUGAUGGUGGAUGAGGCCCACGAGAGAACUCUCUCAACUGAUAUUCUGUUUGGAUUAGUAAAGGAUAUUUCUCGAUUUCGUCCUGAUCUUAAGUUGCUCAUCUCCAGUGCAACACUCGAUGCGGAGAAAUUUAGUGAUUAUUUUGAUUCAGCUCCAAUCUUUAAAAUUCCAGGGAGGCGAUAUCCUGUUGAAAUACACUACACCAAAGCUCCAGAAGCUGAUUACUUGGAUGCCGCCAUAGCUACCGUUCUUCAAAUUCACGUGACACAACCUGGUGGAGAUAUAUUGGUUUUCUUCACUGGUCAAGAAGAGAUUGAAACAGCGGAAGAAAUUUUGAAGCACAGGACAAGAGGCCUAGGGACAAAGAUUGCUGACCUGAUUGUCUGCCCGAUAUACGCAAUCCUACCGACUGAGCUCCAAGCAAAAAUAUUUGAACCCACUCCUGAAGGAGCACGGAAGGUUGUUCUCGCAACAAAUAUAGCUGAAACCUCCUUGACUAUCGACGGGAUCAAAUACGUAAUUGAUCCAGGCUUUUGUAAAAUGAAAUCCUAUAAUCCAAGGAAUGGGAUGGAGUCGUUGCUGGUUGCUCCUAUUUCCAAAGCAUCAGCUAAUCAGAGGGCAGGUAGAUCUGGACGAACAGGUCCUGGAAAAUGCUUCCGACUAUAUACUGCCUACAAUUAUCACAAGGAUUUGGAAGACAAUACAGUACCAGAAAUACAAAGGACCAACCUUGCAAAUGUUGUCCUUACACUCAAGAGCCUUGGUAUCCAUGACUUGUUAAACUUUGAUUUCAUGGACCCGCCGCCAUAUGAAGCAUUAUUGAAAGCCCUGGAACUGCUCUUUGCACUGGGUGCAUUGAAUAAAGUGGGGGAGUUGACUAAAGUGGGUAGACGGAUGGCGGAAUUCCCCCUUGAUCCCAUGCUAUCCAAAAUGAUAGUUGCUUCUGAUAAGUACAAAUGCUCUGAUGAGAUCAUUUCCAUUGCGGCCAUGCUUUCUGUUGGGAACUACUCCAUCUUUUAUCGUCCAAAGGAUAAACAAGUUCAUGCCGACAACGCGCGGAUGAAUUUUCAUACGGGAAAUGUUGGAGACCACAUUGCAUUGCUAAAGGUCUACAGUUCAUGGAAGGAGACAAAUUACUCAACACAAUGGUGUUAUGAAAAUUACAUACAGGUUAGGAGUAUGAAGCGUGCGAGAGAUGUGCGAGAUCAGCUUGAAGGGCUCUUGGAAAGGGUUGAAAUUGAUCUAACCUCAGAUCCCAGUGACAUGGACACUAUAAAAAAAGCUAUAACAUCUGGUUUUUUCCCACAUUGUGCAAGGCUGCAAAAUAAUGGAUCUUAUCGGACCCUCAAACAUCCACAGACUGUUCACAUACACCCCGGCUCAGGGCUGGCACAGCUCCUUCCGAGAUGGGUUUUAUACAAUGAGUUGGCACUCACGACCAAGGAAUAUAUGAGACAGGUAACACAAGUAAAGCCUGAAUGGUUGGUGGAAAUAGCCCCACACUAUUACCAGCUUAAGGAUGUUGAAGACUCUACUCUCUCUCUCGGUGUCCGUUGUACUUAGAUACAUUUUAUUGGAUUGAAAUUUAAUAUGGUGUUUAUGAUGCAUCCAUGCGCUAGUCUGAUGGGUUUUACAUGGAAGUUUUCCUUGUAGGUAGGCGUAGAACCAUCCAUAUCUAUUUUAAUUGUCUGAUUUAACCGGAUCUAGUAAGCUUAGGACUGUAUUCGAGCUGAGUCAAGUAUUGAAUGUUCAAGCUCAACUCAUUUAAUUUUAUUUCGAACGCGAGUCGAGCUCGAUCUUAUCACGAGCUGUUCAAUUAACUUAUUCAUUUCUUAUAUAAAGUAAAUAUCAUGAUUGUUUAUAUUUUCAUAAAUCCAUACUAAUCAUUAAUUAAUUAA